Molecule: messenger RNA, 1259 nt
Organism: Elaeis guineensis (African oil palm)
Lineage: Eukaryota; Viridiplantae; Streptophyta; Magnoliopsida; Arecales; Arecaceae
Product: oxaloacetate tautomerase FAHD1, mitochondrial
Cellular component (GO): mitochondrion
Molecular function (GO): acetylpyruvate hydrolase activity
Source: RefSeq, a predicted model, not a curated record
UCCGGGUGACACAGAGAGGUUCAAAUUUUUGAAAUAUUUUUGUAUUAAAAAGAACAGUGGAGCCCAUGCUAAAUAAUUAAUUUAGCAUAAUUAUCUAACAAGCUGGCUAAACAUAAUUAUCAUUAUUAUUAUGUGUCAUAAAUGGAGACCCUUCUACCAACUAGGCAACGGUGCGCCGAAGAGUGGAUACGAAUCAAGCGCAUGGCAUGUGCAUCAACGUUAUGCGAGUUUACCGAGACACCCUUCAUCCGAUGGCCCAAUUGCAGUGGUCACCCGAUCCCUGACCCACCUUUCCCGUCCGGAGACUCUGGCGUGGAUCGAUCGAGAAAUUAGGGUUUCAGAGGCUUGACGUGUAGCCAUGGCAGCGGCGGCAGCAUCUCAGAAGCUUCUCAGCAUCGGGACCAAGAUCGUCGCCGUCGGCCGGAACUACGCCGCCCACGCCAAGGAACUCGGCAACGCCGUCCCCAAGGAGCCGGUGUUGUUCUUGAAGCCCACCUCCUCCUACCUCCAGAAUGGAGGAACCAUCGAGGUCCCGCACCCGCUGGAAUCGCUCGAUCAUGAGGUGGAGCUGGCCGUCGUCAUCGGGAAGAAGGCUCGCGACGUCGCGGAGGCCACCGCCAUGGACUACGUUGGAGGUUAUGCACUUGCUUUGGAUAUGACUGCAAGAGAAAUCCAAUCUUCUGCAAAGUCAGCAGGUCUUCCAUGGACAGUGGCCAAAGGGCAGGACACGUUCACUCCAAUCAGUGCAGUUCUGCCCAAGUCAACUGUGAUGGAUCCUGACAAUCUGGAGUUGUGGUUAAAGGUGGAUGAUGAACUUAGGCAGAAGGGCUCAACUAAAGAUAUGAUCUUCAAGCUUCCAUUUCUCAUCAGUCAUAUCAGUUCAAUUAUGACACUUAUGGAAGGAGAUGUGAUUUUAACUGGUACUCCUCAGGGUGUUGGCCCCGUUAGAGUGGGGCAAAAGAUUACAGCUGGAAUAACAGGUCUAAUAGAUGUCCACUUUGAUGUCCAGAGGCGCAAAAUACCAUUUAGUGGUUGAGGCUGUAGUAUAAUAGGAAGAUCUGCAAAUAAAUUUCCUGUUAUCAUCGGAUUUGAGCUGGAUUUUAUGCUUGAGUGCAUUAGUUAGCACACCAAAUUUACAAGAAUAAAAAAUUGAUUUUUCUUAGAUUCCUGUUAAAUGGAAUUUGAAGUGAGGACCGAGGAGUGUAUAAAGAUUAAAUUGAAUGGCAUUGGAAGAAACGUCUCCUUUUCAUUUGCUGUUC